This is a messenger RNA of Fragaria vesca subsp. vesca, 1494 nucleotides long. Its product is annotated as glutamate decarboxylase 1-like. Gene Ontology annotation, biological process: L-glutamate catabolic process. Lineage: Eukaryota; Viridiplantae; Streptophyta; Magnoliopsida; Rosales; Rosaceae. The transcript has 6 exons. Gene Ontology annotation, cellular component: cytosol. The record is from RefSeq and is a predicted model, not a curated record. Bases 1 to 1494 code for a protein of 497 amino acids. Gene Ontology annotation, molecular function: pyridoxal phosphate binding; glutamate decarboxylase activity.
AUGGGGCUCUCCAAGACAUUCUCUGCUUCUGAUGUGUCGGUCCAUUCCACAUUUGCAUCUCGCUAUGUCCGAGACAAGCCUGCUAAGUACAAGAUGCCAGAGAACUCGACACCAAAGGAGGUGGCGUUCCAGGUUAUCAAUGACGAGCUGAUGCUUGAUGGGAAGCCAAGGCUGAACUUGGCGUCGUUUGUGACGACAUGGAUGGAGCCAGAGUGUGACAAGCUCAUCAUGGACUCCAUGAACAAGAACUACGUCGACAUGGAUGAGUAUCCUGUCACAACUGAGCUUCAGAAUCGGUGCGUGAACAUGAUAGCAGAUCUUUUUAAUGCUCCACAUAAGGAGACUGAUGAGGAUGCCACCGGAACUGGAACAGUCGGGUCAUCUGAGGCCAUCAUGUUGGCAGGUCUCGCAUUCAAGAGGAAGUGGCAAAAUAAGAUGAAGGCUAAAGGAAAAUCCUAUGACAAGCCUAAUAUCGUUACUGGUGCAAAUGUGCAGGUAUGCUGGGAGAAAUUUGCUAGGUACUUUGAAGUAGAACUGAAGGAAGUGAAGGUGAGGGAAGACUAUUAUGUAAUGGACCCUGCGAAAGCUGUGGAGAUGGUAGAUGAAAACACCAUCUGCGUUGCUGCUAUAUUGGGUUCAACUUACAAUGGAGAGUUCGAAGAUGUCAAGCUCUUGAAUGAUCUUUUGCUUGAGAAGAAUAAGCAAACUGGAUGGGAUACACCAAUUCAUGUUGAUGCAGCUAGUGGUGGAUUCAUAGCGCCGUUUUUGUAUCCCGAGCUAGAAUGGGAUUUUCGUCUUCCAUUGGUGAAGAGCAUCAAUGUGAGUGGUCAUAAGUAUGGCCUUGUGUAUGCUGGAGUUGGGUGGAUCAUUUGGAGGUCCAAAGAAGACUUGCCUAAAGAUCUAAUCUUUCACAUCAAUUAUCUUGGAGCUGAACAACCCACCUUCACUCUCAAUUUCUCUAAAGGUUCGAGUCAAAUCAUCGCUCAAUACUAUCAAUUUAUCAGACAUGGUUAUGAGGGAUACCGCAACAUCAUGGAGAACUGUCACAACAAUGCCAUGGUGUUGAAGGCGGGUUUGGAAAAAACGGAGCGCUUCAAAAUCUUGUCGAAGGACAUUGGGGUUCCGGUGGUGGCGUUUUCUUUGAAAGACACGAGCCGAUACGAUGAGUACAUGGUGUCUGAGCAUUUGAGGCGUUUUGGCUGGAUCGUGCCGGCCUACUCCAUGCCGGAGGAUGCUAAGCACGUCGCCUUACUCCGUGCUGUAAUAAGGGAAGACUUCUCUCGCACUCUAGCUGAGCGUCUUGUGCUUGACAUCACUCAUGUCCUGAAUGAGCUCGACAAGCUGCCGCUGCCAACUAUCAGUCCAAAUGGUGGUGACCAAGUGUGUAAUGGCGGCAAUUGCAACGGAAGCAUGAACACUCCGGUGUUGAAAAGGAAACUAUCAGAUAGUGAUCAUGAAGAGGAUUGCAUCCCUAAACUGGCGAAGUGUGCUUAA